AUGGAGUCGGCGACUGGGAGUCUACGAAUCCUCAAACUCGAAAUGCCGGCGAUUUUAAGGCUUUUCUUGUCCCCGAUAUCAAAGAAGAACUAUGCCAAUCGCCAACCACUGCUCGCAGCACUUGGCCGUCGUCAGUUUUCCGAUUACGCCGACGAUUAUGCCAAGAGAAACUAUGCCAACAAUGUGUCUGAAUACAAUACCGUCAUUGGAUCUCUUACUUCUCAAAGAAGGUUGAAGGAGCCAUGGAACACUGGUACAUCUACUAUUCUUGUUAUAAUGGCACAGACCAGGCUUCUGGAGCUUAUAUCUUCCGUCUUAAUGCCACAUGUCCAAUAA
This is a messenger RNA of Lactuca saligna, 336 nucleotides long. The record is from the annotation of a GenBank genome assembly. Lineage: Eukaryota; Viridiplantae; Streptophyta; Magnoliopsida; Asterales; Asteraceae.